AGAAAAUUUGUGAUAUUUUGACUAUUUUUGGUGAUCGUUUCUGGCAUUAAUUGAUAAACAAUUUUUAAAAUGGUAAAUUCUUGUAUUGCAUAUGGUUGCAGCAAUGUAUAUAACCCUUUAAAGAAAAUAUCAUUUUUUGGUUUUCCUUUUAAUCGUCUUGAUAUACUUGAGCGUUGGGUUAAAGCUGUUCACAGAAAAGACUGGAAGCCAUCAAAGAGCAGUAAACUUUGUUCUGAACAUUUUUUAUCAUCAGACUUUCUAGUUAGACCAGGAUCCACAAAAAAGGUAUUAAAACCUGAUGCCAUCCCUAGCAUUUUUUCUUUCCCAAAAGGUUUAGUAAAGAAAGGAGUUUCGUCAAAAGGAAUUAUAAGAAAGGAAUUGGAUAAUGAACCAAUAGACAUAAACCAGGGAGAAGAAACCAUAUUAGCAUCAAAUUCAAGCCAUACUUCAGCCUCUUCAACACAUGUUGAGAUCAUUGUUAUAAAAAAGGAAAUGGAUAAUGAAACACUAGACAUAAACCAUAGGGAAGAAACCUUAUUAGCAUCUUCUUCAACCCCUGAUUCACCCUCUUCAACAAAUGUUGAAAGAAUUAUUAUAAAAGAGGAACUGGAUAGUAACUCAAUAGACAUAAACCACAGAGAAGAAACAUUAUUAGCAUCAUCUUCAACCCCAGCUUCACCCUCUGCAAUAAAUGUUGAAAGAAUGAUUAUAAAAGGGGAAAUGCAUGAUCAGUCAGUUUACGUAAAUCAUAGAGAAGAAACAUUAUCAUCUUUAACCCCUGCUUCACAACAGUCUUCAACAAAUAUUGAAAGAAUUAUUAUAAAAACGGAAAUAUAUAAGGCACCAAUGGACAUAAACUACCAAGAAGAAACCUUAUUAUCAUCAACUUCAACCCCCGCAUCAGCCUCUUCAACAAAUGUACACAGGGGUACACAGUGCUCCAUCAAAAAGUGGUCGAACAAGGUUUAUGCUAAAUUAAGAAGAAAAGUGAAAACUUUGAAGCAGAAACUUAGAAGAAGAGAUAUCCAAAUCAAGAGACUCAAAGAUAUUAUUAGAGAAAUUAAAACAAGUUUGCCUUUGGGAAUUGUUCCUCUAAAAAAGAAUUAUGCAGAGUUAAAAAACAAUGGUUAAAGGAGAUAUUUUCCACUUAUCAAGCAGUUUGCUCACCCUUAAUAAAGCUUACUGUUGUAACUUCAUUGAAAUAAUUAAAAGCAAUGAUCAUGUACUUUAUUUUUUCAAUGUGAUAUUCAAUGUUACUUUCUGCUUGUACAGAGAUAUAGAAGCGUAUGCAGAAUAAAUUCCUUAUCCCAUGUCUUCA
Messenger RNA from Cylas formicarius (sweet potato weevil), 1318 nucleotides. RefSeq names its product THAP domain-containing protein 5-like. The transcript has 8 exons. The coding region runs from base 70 to 1131 and encodes 353 amino acids. The record is from RefSeq and is a predicted model, not a curated record. NCBI's taxonomy places the organism in Eukaryota, Metazoa, Arthropoda, Insecta, Coleoptera, Brentidae.